Solanum pennellii is the source of this 393-nucleotide messenger RNA. RefSeq lists its product as uncharacterized. Lineage: Eukaryota; Viridiplantae; Streptophyta; Magnoliopsida; Solanales; Solanaceae. The record is from RefSeq and is a predicted model, not a curated record. The transcript has a single exon. Bases 1 to 393 code for a protein of 130 amino acids.
AUGGGGAAGCAAGUUAGGUAUCCUAUAGCUGACAAUGUUGCAUACAAUCAUUUAUCUAAACCUUAUCAGGAGUUUGUUGCUGCAACUUCAGUUCUAACUGAACCUGUAUCAUUUGCUGAAACCAACAAAGAUCCUAAGUGGAUUGAAGCACUGCACGCUAAAAUACAGGCUUUACAAGAUAACAAGACUUGGAAGCAGGUUGAUUUGCCAAAAGGGAAGUCUGCUAUUGGAUGCAGGUGGAUUUAUAAGAUUAAAUAUAAGUCUAAUGGAGAAGUAGAAAGGUUUAAAGCAACACUGGUGGAAAAAGGAUAUAGCCAAAAGGAAAGUAUAGAUUACAAAGAAACCUUUUUACCUGUGGUAAAAAUGAUCGCUAUUUUAGCCUUAGUUGUAUAA